ACUCGUUUGGAUGAGCAAGGUCUCCAGUGGACUGAUGCUGGCCCUCUGACGCUGGCUAAAAAUGGGGUAUGCUGUCUAGGUGAUUGGGCAAAGUUUUCUCAACACUCAAAGCACACACACAUUGUUUCUGCCAUUGAAACUGGACAAAUUUCAUUCAGACAUCAUGGAAACGUAACUGAAGGGAUGCACACGAGUCCAUUAGAGUGUUCUGUGUGGACAUACUGUCAGCAUUCUCCUUACAGUUCAAAAUUCUCAGAUCAGAAGCAGAUUAGAAUGCUCAUUAACAUUUUUGGUAUUCCGUAUCUGUGUGAUGACAGCAAUGAAACAGUGGAAAUUUGUCAACACAUUUUAAUGAAAUCAAUAUUAAGAACUGAAAGUGAAUUAAAUAAUGAUGACUUGAGAGAGUUUCUGCGGAUUGUCUCAACAAAAAAUCUAGUUCUUAAAGAAGAAGCCAGACAACUUAUAUGCAGUUAUUUUGUGGCCUGUCGCAGAGUAAGACCUGACUGUCUUCCUGUUGGUGCAAUAGAAACAAUCACAGCACUGUCUGAAGGGCACGCAAGAUUGUCGAUGAAAAGUGAAGUAUGCUAUGAAGAUGUUUUGCCUGUUCUAAGACUCUAUGAGGAAUCUCUGUAUGCAAUAUUUGGGAACUCUUUUGUAUCUCCUCCACCAAUUGCAAGGCAAAGUGGACUUACUUCAAUGAAAUCUUUAAUUAUGCAGACAAAGACUGAGAUGGAACAUUUUUCAGCCUGGAUAAUUAACUACAUCAAAUCUGUAAUUGGAGUACAUCCCUUUCAGUAUUGCAAUGCUGAAGAAUAAUACAGCUUAUCAAAUUUGUAAUUUAUUGUCUUGUCACAAACUACUAUCAGUUACAUGGUAGACAGGCACAAUUUCUUACUGAAUUAACAAAUGGUUUAAAUAUGUUCUAUUCUGCCAAAUCCUGCCUCAAUUGUCAGUUUUUAAAGAAAGGCAGUAAUUUCUGCCACAAGAAUGUUACUGCUAUCACUUAAAUUAGUAUCAUAUGUGAAAUGAUAUAUUUUGUAAGCUUCAAGCACUAAUGGGAAUGAGGGGCUAGAAAUUUGUUCAAGUAACCAAAUCAAACGAACAGUUUUUACACAUACCUGUUAGGACAAAUUUCCAGAAAAGUGAGUGUGGUUAUUAUUUUGAUAUCAAAAGAUGCAACAGAUCUUUUUAAAAUAUCAUUUGAGUAUCUUCCACUUCAAAAUUUAUCUACAAAAAUAUUUUUAAUGUAAAACAAUACUGAAUAAAUCUGUACAUCAGUAUGACCAAGCAACAACAGAAUCCACACAUCAAAUAAGUGUGAAAGUUAAAUAUUAUUGUACUACCUAUAAUGUCUGCAGUGAAUAAAAUUUGUCACUUGGGUUCAGCAUCCUUUUAGUCUAUAGGCUCACAUCUGUAUUCUUAAGAAUACUAACAGUAAGUUUUAGGAACAGUUUUAAUAUUGAGCACAGAGAAUAGGUUAUGUUAUAUUGCCAUCAAGCAGAAUCAGUUGGAAAAAUAGCACAGACGUUGGUUCCCAAAGAAAUAUUAAACACAAAGCAAACAUAACAAGUAACUGCUAGUGUGUUUUCAGCUUAAUUACAGAUGACUUAAGCAACAAGCAAUUGGGAUGGGCAAUUGAAAGUAAUAAGUAUGUUAGAAUUUUAUUUUAUUUCCUUGUAAAAUAUUUGGUUGUAUACCACUUUUUUAAACAACUAUGUACAGAUUACAAUACAUGAAACUUCUAAAUAAAUUGAGCAGAAAAAAAUGAAGUAUUUUAAUAAACAGUUUUUAAAUCUCCUCCUGUCAGUUUACAUGAGAACACAGAAAAAGAUGACUAGAUCUGAUGAGACCAUGCAGUACCCUUGUAUAAGAAACUAAUGUUAAGUAGUUUCAUGAACUGAUACACUGAUAUAGUAUUCAGAAAACAAAAUGUACCAUUAUUUAAUUAUUACUAAGAUUGAGAUUCAAAUAUUAAAUAAGACACCUGGAAACAAUGCAGUUACAGGUGUGGAGGAAGUGCUCUCUCUCAGCACUGUGCUAAUAAAAUAAACAAACUUCCACUUCGGCAGAUUUCUUUGUAAUUAUGUAAUACUCUUCGAAACUUUCACACUAUGUACACAGUAAAAAUGAGGGAUACAGGUAACCAUUUAUACUUUCAGAUGACAUCAUUUUGCGUAGAAUGUGAUAAUAUACAAUAUUUCUGUUUGUUCUCAUGUAAUUUGUGCAGGUAUUACUCUUCGAAACUUUCACACUAUGUACGCAGUAAAAAUGAGGGAUACAGGAAACCAUUUAUACUUUCAGAUAACAUCAUUUUGCGUAGAAUGUGAUAAUAUACAAUAUUUCUGUUUGUUCUCAUGUAAUUUGUGCAGGAUUCAGUUUCUGAAUUGUGCUUCAUUCUAAGACUAAUGAA
This is a messenger RNA of Schistocerca piceifrons (Central American locust), 2410 nucleotides long. Its product is annotated as minichromosome maintenance domain-containing protein 2-like. Bases 184 to 816 code for a protein of 210 amino acids. The record is from RefSeq and is a predicted model, not a curated record. The transcript is spliced from 6 exons. NCBI's taxonomy places the organism in Eukaryota, Metazoa, Arthropoda, Insecta, Orthoptera, Acrididae.